AUCUUCAUAACCGCCGCGCAGGCCCAGGGCUUCAGAUUGUAUCGGCUGUUUGGCGUUCAGAAACACACGUGAAGAGUGUCCAAAGUAGGCAAAUUUGAACGGUUCUAGUUGACGUGGUUUUCAUUUUUGAAAAUCUAACAGGAGACUGAUUGUUCAAAUUUGCUUACGAAAAAGACAACUCCUGUUCUGAGAAUUCUGAGGGAUAAGAAGAUAGUUACCAGGAAAUGGCAAUGCAGACACCAUGUAGCAUCUUGAAUGAGCUUGCCAAAAACAACAAGAUACUGCCCAUUUACACAACCUCUGAAGACAAAGGAUCCCCGCACCAGAAGACAUUCAAAGUUGCUCUCCAGUUACCUGGGCUAGGCACUUAUGAAGGCACCGGGCCUAGCAUAAAAGCAGCCAAAAACAAUGCAGCUGGUGUUGCAUUACAAAACUGUGUCAUGUCUGGAAUUGGAUCGAUAAAAACUGGGAUGCAGAUAAGCCCAACAGUGGAGCUAAACAUUUUGUCAAUGAGAUCUGGUGAAAUAGUUGAAUAUAAGGAGUUGGACCCAGGACAGAUUAGACACCCUAACCUAGUUACACAUUACGAUAAGCUCAUGAUGGGAAAGCCAGGUGGAAACAUGGCUGUCUACCGUGAAUUUGUUAAAAUCUGGAGGGUAGCUGUUUAUGUGUGUGGUCAGCCAUUCCUUGGUGAAGGCAAAAUGAAACAAGAGGCUAGGAAUGAUGCUGCAAGGAAAGCGCUAAUUGCAAAGCGGGAUGAGUUGAUGCUAAAAGCCUCUAAAAAUGUUCCUCAAGGACAAAAUGGUUUCCAAAGCUCAACCACCGACAUAAAUGAGAUUGCCAAGUUACAUGAAAUUGCAGUGAGAAAUAGGCUCAAGGUCACCUAUGAAGUUGUUACAACAAAUGGUCCAUCACACAUGAUGAAGUUCACUGUAAAGUGCAAAGUAGGCGAAAAAGAAAGUACAGCUGAAUGUAUUGGAAAGAAAGCAGCUAAAAAGCUUGCAGCUCAGCAAAUGUUAUCUUUGCUCUUGAGCUCAGAGGAUAUCAAAUCUUCUUCUGAAUAUAAAACAGAGAAGAAACAAAAUAAUAAAUACAGAACUUCAAAUAAGAGAAGAAGUGUAAAAUCUCACCGUGUAAUUGACAUUUUCCUUGAUCCUGUUACGUAUCUGACACAGCUGUUGCAGCUAAGGAAAGAAUCCAUUCCAUCAUAUGUGCUUCUAGUGGAUCCAGCAAACAAAAAUGACAAGAAGUUUGAAAUUCAGGUGUCAGUCGGUGACAAUCCUGAAUUGGUAGCAACUGGUAUUGGCUCUACCAAGAAGGAGGCAAAACAGAAAGCUGCAGAUAAUUUAUUAAAGGUUUUAGGUAUAGAUCAGAAGAAAAUCAGAGAAGCAGAGAAUGAAGUGAAGAAGGCCUACAUGAGUGCCGCAAUCGGCCUGCCUAAAAGUGCUGCGAACCCAGUCACGCUAAAAAUAGACGAGAAGCCGCCAAUACAGAUGUUAAACAGAGCUCCUGGUGGCCCUGUGCAGACUCGCGUCAGUCUUCAGAAUGGCGAGAUGACCCAAAUGUCCAAUACAGAUCAGCUUAGAAUUUUAACAGAACGCGAAGGCCUUCAAAUUUUGUUCAAUGAUUAUGGAAAGCGCACGGAAUCAGAGCCAUACACGACCCACUUGGCUGUAUGCACAGUACCUCCAGUUGUUUUUCAAGGGAUGGGUAAAACUGUUGAUGCAUCAAGGGAAGAUGCAGCGGCCAAAGCCCUCGUUAGCCUCACUAAAAAUGGAUUCACCAAGCCAAGCAUUAAAACUGAUAAAGAGGAAUAAGGAAGGUAAAUCUUCUUUGGAAAGAACUCCCUGUACGUAAGAAUAGUGUCAUGUAUACGAAGGUAACCACGUGACUGCAGCCAGCUAAUUAUCCCUUUGACUGUUCACUUCAGUUUGCUAUUAGUAAUUAGAGCCCAAUUUCAUGUCCAGUGCACCUAUGAAGCAUGAUCCCUAAGGUUACACGCCUAUUUGAGAUUGAAAACAAUUGAAAGCUAAAUUUCGGAAUAUAUUUCUAAUUAUCAUUUUUUUACUUCCUAACACAUUUCUUCGAAGUUUGGAUUUUAAGUUUUGAUAAUAUUUAUAAGUGAUUUGAAAAUUUAAAGGAGGAUCGUGACUCAUAAUAUUUUUAAAAUGGUAGGGACAUGGGAAAUUAGCAUAUAUCAGGCAACUCAGUGUUUGACUUUUUGCACCUUUGAACCAGAAUCAGUUUACGUCAUUGUACCCAGACCCCCGCUUGAGAAAACCAACAGUAGACCUAUUCGAUAGAUGCACUGUAUACUUAGCAUAACAGCAUUGGCUGGCUGUAAAGAUUGUUUGAUGAGUAGAAUUUUGACGAAUUGAUAAAAUAUAGAAAUUUGCCGUUUCGAUACCGGAGUGUUUGAAUAGAUUAUAACUAUCGGCUGAGAUAUAAUCUUAAAUGAGUUUAAUUCAUUGCCUUCUCAGGGAUUAUUACGACUUGAAUGUAAAUUUCCAAAAUUAGAGAAAACCCUUGGCUACUAUUCCGAAAUAAGGCCCUUUAAGGCUUUGCUAAGAUAUCCUGUUUUUAUAGGUUUGUUGACUGUGCUGAUUUCCUGUUCUUAUAGAUACAUUUUCCAGAAUAGCAUCCUAGGCCAAAACAUGAACCUUUUUGUAGUCAAAGUCAAAAGUUGAAAUGCAAAGUUGGCAAGUUUUGGAAAUCAUUGGUUUUGCCCAGCUAUAUGCCAAUAGCAUUCUUUGUUCCGCGUGCAUCCUUAGACCCUGCUCAAUUUUAGUUAGGUCCUUCCCUCUCAAAACUGAGGAUAAGAUUUUUCCACAAACUUUCCCACCGAAUUAGCAGAGCCUUUCAGAAUCUAUAUGAAAUUUGAUGGAUUAUUUCACUGCCUAACGUAUUUCAUAAGCUGCCCUGCCACAGAACAGCCCUAUUCUAUCAAGCACCUCGAUGGACCCUAAACAUGAAGUUAUUGCAAUUACAAGUCGAUUGUUACGUUAUUCACGUAAUUUUUACCCUAUGCUAAUCGAGACAUAGAUUGUAGUAGUUAUUUAUUGCAAAGUGCCGCAAAAAUUCCUUUUAACAUGUGUGAUAAGGAUAUUCAGUUUAAUAUACGUGCUAAAUAUAGGCCUAUGGUGGCUUGUUGUGUUUGAGGUUGUGGGUAGGGGACUUGUGAGAAUUAUCUUUGCCGGGAGAUCGUAACUGCGAGGCAUGUCAAUUUUGGCAAGUGCACGCUUUGUGUUGUUAAAAAUUAUAGGUUUUGAUGAAGUCAGGGGCGGACUGACCUGUUCUUAGGGCCGACCCAUGAGCUAGACGGACUCCGUGUCGCAAACAAAGUACUGGAAACACAUAGAGCUGGUCCCCUGUAGUACCCGGCUCUCGGUCCGCGUCCUAUGUGCCCGACCGGUCAGUCUGCUCCCGGUUGUAGUAAUGAAUAUAAGGAAAUUGAAUUUCUUAGCUAGACCAUGGAAAAUUUAUAGAGUUAAGCAGCUUCGUUGUGACCGAACCCGUUUCCACAAUGUUUUUUAACUGAAUUGACUUGUAAAACUCUGCAAAAUUAGUAUGUAUUCAAGGUUUGAUAUAGUGCAGUAAAUAUUGAUUCUGAAAUCUAUGCUAGAAUAGCAUUGUGUUAUGUAUCAACAGAAGA
Rhopilema esculentum is the source of this 3652-nucleotide messenger RNA. RefSeq names its product double-stranded RNA-binding protein Staufen homolog 2. The record is from RefSeq and is a predicted model, not a curated record. Lineage: Eukaryota; Metazoa; Cnidaria; Scyphozoa; Rhizostomeae; Rhizostomatidae. Gene Ontology annotation, biological process: protein localization to synapse; anterograde dendritic transport of messenger ribonucleoprotein complex; intracellular mRNA localization. Gene Ontology annotation, molecular function: double-stranded RNA binding; mRNA binding. Gene Ontology annotation, cellular component: cytoplasmic stress granule; neuronal cell body; neuron projection.